This is a messenger RNA of Coregonus sp. 'balchen', 2194 nucleotides long. The record is from the annotation of a GenBank genome assembly. NCBI's taxonomy places the organism in Eukaryota, Metazoa, Chordata, Actinopteri, Salmoniformes, Salmonidae.
AUGUUAGACACUUUUCAAAUUCAGUUCAGAGGUGCCCAGGACUUCAAGGCUUAUUAUGAUUACGUGUGCGCUAUGUAGGACUCAGUCCCGUUGCCAGCAGUCAAGGCAAACCUGAGUCAAGGGAUGCUUGACUUUAACAGGGUUCGGCUCAAACGGACAAAUCUUUGACCAUCAAUUAACAGCUCCACCAUGUCGCGGUCAGCAGCUGGUACCAAAACAGUCUCGGUGUCGGAGAGCCAGGUAAGAAUCAAGUAGGCUAAACAACUUGAAACGUUAAGUAGGAACCCUUGCUUCAUAACCUGUCCUUAUUCCUUGUGCGAUCUCUGACUGGAAAAUGAAUUACUACCUUCAUCUUUCUACCCAUCUCAGAAAGGUACGGGUUGGACUUUAGGAAGAAGAUUCCAGCCAUCCGCUCCAAGGAGAUGACAUUCAAACUGUGUAUGACACUCCGAGAGUGUCUGACAGCUUCACCAAACCUCAAUACCCUCCAACUCCAUGGUCUUCCAUUGAGAGAGAGCGAGACUUUAUCACUCUCACCAAGGUAGCAAGUUGCAGAGGCACAUUAACCUAAACCAACCUAAGGUUCCGCAGUGCACUGACUAACUAGUUUGUUGUUACUCACCAGGGUUUAGCCAAAAGUGUCUCUUUGGAAAAUAUCUCCUUGGCUCACCGUGUGCAUGUUAAGGCUACAUCAACAUGUUUACAUUAUCUGCUUGUGUUUUCUCUAAUUUGUGUUUUCUAAUGUUCAGCUAUCUACCAGAGCUCUGUUUCCCUCUAAUGGUGAUGGUGAGUAUGACAUACUCAGAGAAGAUCUGGAUUGAAAUCAUUACACAUUCAACAAUUGCAUGGGCAGAAUCAUGCAUCCUUAUUGUGUGGUGUUUGGGGUUGUGUGUGAGCUCCCGUUGACUGACCUCUCCCCUGCACUGCAGCAUCAAGCUAUGCGUAGGCACAGUGCAGCCUAGGCCGCGUCUUGGAGGUACAGAAGGCCUGAAUUUAGGGCAUGGGAGGCCUCCGCUGGGUCACUCUCAACUGAAACACCCUGGUGUGAGACAAAGGGGCGGUUGCCCUCGCACAGGAGCUGGCUGAGGUCCUCUUGGUCAAAGGUUAGGGGACACAUUCAGUCUCUCAUUGACCCUCUUUCAAGUCAGUUAUUCAGGGUCUUUCCUUGAGCUUGAAUCCAUGGUCUUGUUCAUUAGGGCACACCGUAUCAAAACAUAUUUAUUAUUGGUGGUAUUGACUGUAGUUGUUUUCCUAGCCGUGGAUCUGCAGAAGUGUGAUUUGUCCAACGAGGGGGCAUGGUCUCUGCUGGAGGCUCUGAAGUCCAACUCCACUCUCUAUGUCCUUGACAUCAGGUGGAACCGCUUAGUGGGUAAGUUCCAACUUCGACUGCUCUGAGUGGAUGGGAUUGUUUCACUCACGGCACCAGUCAAAAGCGUAUCUUCUGGUAGUAGACAUAUCAGAAUGAUUAUAUCUAACAGGCUUGCUGUAAUGUCCUUUGAUAGUUUGUUUUAGGCCUAAUACGAGGCAUUCUUCCUCCUCUCCUCACGCAGACAACGACCUGGUGAAGAUUGUGAUCGAAAAAGAGUUCUCAUGAACACAAACGGUCAAUCCUCUCAGGUAGGGAUGUGUCUGCUCCUGGCCUUUCUGCCUAUUAAAGGAAACAUUGGGAGCCGUGUGUCCAUGAUCAGCGCAAGGUGGUACACACCGUAUUAUACGGGGGUGGGGGGGCUGAUGAUUGUAGUUUCUCAGUCGUAUAUGCUCCGUGUUUUAUUUUGAAGUACUCCUGGAUCAAGCCCCUGUCCCUCAACGACCCAUAGAAACCUCAAGGCCUUAAGAGAAGAACACUGGGAAAUACAGCUAGAGGAAAAGCAACAUUUAGGAUAGGUACUUUUCAUAGUUUACUCUCUCUUAAACUGUACAUCUUAUUCAUAAGACACUGUUGAUCGACGCCAUGUAAGUCAAUGUGAACAGAUGCCAUUGAGCUGCAUUCCAUAUGCUGCAUUUAAUUCCAAGGCAUUUGCUCUUUGACCUCCAGGCCCUCGCAGGUUGUCGCCAGCAGGUAGGUGGAGUCCAGGUGUUUCUCAGCAGCCACGCCCCAGCGCCAGCAGGUGUCUCCCAUGGCGCACUGCAGAACGCGCUGGACGACAGAGGUGAGGGCAGUCGUCGAGGAGGAGCAGAAAAAGGAUCCCAUUGA